ACUUUGUGGGAAAGGUGCCAGGUGCCAGCACUUCCAAGGGCACUGGAGCUGCCUUCUGCUGGAUUGGCUGCCCCAGCCAUCUUCUGAAAGGGAAUGAGCAGUGCCAUAGAGGCCCAGGGCGGUCAUGACAGAGCCCUGAACUACGUACCCUUAGGCAAGUAACUCAUUUUCUUUGUGUUGCAUUUUUUUUUCUUUUGUUCUGUUUUCAGCUUAUAAAUAGAAAGGCUGUCGUAAAUCAAUGUGUGGUUUUUUUUUGUUAUUUUUAUUUUCCUGGUGGAAUUUUAAAAAAUGAAAUCUUAUGCCAAUAUCUACUAUAAAAGUUAGAUGAAAACAGACUGCUCUAAGUGGGAGCUGGGGUGAGGACCCAGAACACUGUCCUUCUGACCCCUUCCUCUUACCCCUGCAGUGGCUCCCGAGCAGCUUGGGGCAUGGAAGAGCCCAGUUUAAGAAUCCUUUAAGGUUCUUUAAGGUUCCUUCCAGAUACAAAGCCCAGGGAUUCUCUGACUUAGGAGGGAAUUGAGGUAGGUCAGGGUGGGAAAGACACACAGCCUUAAAAGUUGAGAAGUGGGCUGUUUGAGAAGUGGGUUGCUUGAGAAGCGGAUUGUCUGAGAAGUGGGUUGCUUGGGGCUAAUCUAUAAAGUCUCCAUCUGUAAAGUUAUCCUAAAAUUAUGUCUUGUCUCUUAGGAAGGAUGUGCAGUGGUUAACUUUCCUAGGUCAGGACCUUUUACAAGAUGCUCUUCGGAAAUACCUACAUUUUUGAAUUUUACUAGAACGGGCUGGUCUGGGACUUGGAAGUACAUUGUGUAUAUGAAAGAAGAUAUUUGUUAUAGUACAAAAUGCAGAAUAGGUAACCUAGAAUGACAGUAGCCUCUUGGUAGGCUAGUAGUAUAUAGUUUUUAAAAGUAGUUUUUCAUGUGUUUGGGAUCAAAAGUCUCUUUGAGAAUCUGGUAACGUUUAUUGCACAAUUUUAGAAUACUCAUAACAUUGAUGAAGCUUAACUUUGGGCCUGCUAGGGAUUCAUGAAUUCCAGGUCUAAAGGGAAAAUCAUUUUUUCCUAAACACUAGAGAAUAUAGGAGAUCACUUAAAAUAUGUUUUAGGGAUUAAUAGGCAAAUGUAUUAGUUCUGAAGUCAUCAGAUGGCAGUUUCCAUGCCCAUGGUUUUUUUCUGCCCUAGAUGGCUCUGGAAACAAAGGUCAGUGGUCAGUGACAGGUGAAAGUCAAACACUGGCAUUUCCUGGAAGGACAGACUCUAGGGACACAGUCCAGUCCUCCCUCUAGCUCCUGACUCACUCAAGAAUAACAUUUAAAUAAUCCUACAACCCAAACAUUUGACAUCUGGGAAAACAAGGGAAGCUUGUUUCCCUGGGGAGAAUAUGGGAGGCUGACUCUGCUUUCCCCCAUGUGACAUCUAUUGUUUGGAGACCUGGCAGGUUCGGACUUGGCUGGGUAUCCCCUCUGUGGGGUAUGUGAUGGAACCAAGGGCGCUGGUGACAAGUGAAGGGAGAAGAGAGGCACCAGCAAGCCCCAGUCCUUACUGAAAGCCCUAAGCCUGGGUGGCCCAUGCAUCCUGUGCAGCCGUCUUGGCUCUCUCCUCGCGGCUGGUGUUAGUCACUCCUGGCGGUUUUACCGAUCCUUGAACAUCCGGAUUGCUCUCGUGGGCUUGGAAGUGUGGACCCACGGGAACAUGUGUGAAGUUUCAGAGAAUCCAUAUUCUACCCUCUGGUCCUUUCUCAGUUGGAGGCGCAAGCUGCUUGCCCAGAAGUACCAUGACAACGCCCAAUUAAUCACGGGCAUGUCCUUCCACGGCACCACCAUCGGCCUGGCCCCCCUCAUGGCCAUGUGCUCUGUGUACCAGUCUGGAGGAGUCAACAUGGACCACUCCGAGAAUGCCAUUGGCGUGGCUGCCACCAUGGCCCACGAGAUGGGCCACAACUUUGGCAUGACCCAUGAUUCUGCAGAUUGCUGCUCGGCCAGUGCGGCUGAUGGUGGGUGCAUCAUGGCAGCUGCCACUGGGCACCCCUUUCCCAAAGUGUUCAAUGGAUGCAACAGGAGGGAGCUGGACAGGUAUCUGCAGUCAGGUGGUGGAAUGUGUCUCUCCAACAUGCCAGACACCAGGAUGUUGUAUGGAGGCCGGAGGUGUGGGAACGGGUAUCUGGAAGAUGGGGAAGAGUGUGACUGUGGAGAAGAAGAGGAAUGUAACAACCCCUGCUGCAAUGCCUCUAAUUGUACCCUGAGGCCGGGGGCGGAGUGUGCUCACGGCUCCUGCUGCCACCAGUGUAAGCUGUUGGCUCCUGGGACCCUGUGCCGCGAGCAGGCCAGGCAGUGUGACCUCCCGGAGUUCUGUACGGGCAAGUCUCCCCACUGCCCUACCAACUUCUACCAGAUGGAUGGUACCCCCUGUGAGGGCGGCCAGGCCUACUGCUACAACGGCAUGUGCCUCACCUACCAGGAGCAGUGCCAGCAGCUGUGGGGACCCGGAGCCCGACCUGCCCCUGACCUCUGCUUCGAGAAGGUGAAUGUGGCAGGAGACACCUUUGGAAACUGUGGAAAGGACAUGAAUGGUGAACACAGGAAGUGCAACAUGAGAGAUGCGAAGUGUGGGAAGAUCCAGUGUCAGAGCUCUGAGGCCCGGCCCCUGGAGUCCAACGCGGUGCCCAUUGACACCACUAUCAUCAUGAAUGGGAGGCAGAUCCAGUGCCGGGGCACCCACGUCUACCGAGGUCCUGAGGAGGAGGGUGACAUGCUGGACCCAGGGCUGGUGAUGACUGGAACCAAGUGUGGCUACAACCAUAUUUGCUUUGAGGGGCAGUGCAGGAACACCUCCUUCUUUGAAACUGAAGGCUGUGGGAAGAAGUGCAAUGGCCAUGGGGUCUGUAACAACAACCAGAACUGCCACUGCCUGCCGGGCUGGGCCCCGCCCUUCUGCAACACACCGGGCCACGGGGGCAGUAUCGACAGUGGGCCUAUGCCCCCUGAGAGUGUGGGUCCUGUGGUAGCUGGAGUGUUGGUGGCCAUCUUGGUGCUGGCGGUCCUCAUGCUGAUGUACUACUGCUGCAGACAGAACAACAAACUAGGCCAACUCAAGCCCUCAGCUCUCCCUUCCAAGCUGAGGCAACAGUUCAGUUGUCCCUUCAGGGUUUCUCAGAACAGCGGGACUGGUCAUGCCAACCCAACUUUCAAGCUGCAGACGCCCCAGGGCAAGCGAAAGGUGAUCAACACUCCGGAAAUCCUGCGGAAGCCCUCCCAGCCUCCUCCCCGGCCCCCUCCAGAUUAUCUGCGUGGUGGGUCCCCACCUGCACCACUGCCAGCUCACCUGAGCAGGGCUGCUAGGAACUCCCCAGGGCCCGGGUCUCAAAUAGAGAGGACGGAGUCGUCCAGGAGGCCUCCUCCAAGCCGGCCAAUUCCCCCCGCACCAAAUUGCAUCGUUUCCCAGGACUUCUCCAGGCCUCGGCCGCCCCAGAAGGCACUCCCGGCAAACCCAGUGCCAGGCCGCAGGAGCCUCCCCAGGCCAGGAGGUGCAUCCCCACUGCGGCCCCCUGGUGCUGGCCCUCAGCAGUCCCGGCCUCUGGCAGCACUUGCCCCAAAGUUUCCAGAAUACAGAUCACAGAGGGCUGGAGGGAUGAUUAGCUCGAAAAUCUAGACCUGUCCAAGGGGCUUCUCCCUUUCCUUGAGCUCUCUGGACACUGCAGAGGACCCAUGGCCAUGGAACCCUGAAGAAGCAUGUCUGGCCGCCUCUGAGCUCCUCCCACCCUCCUCCAGGAACCUCCACAUCUCCAAAAAUCUCCCUGUUGACUCAGUGCCUCCUCGGCUUCCUUGGAAGCCCAGAGGGACUAUGAUCUGAUGGCCUCUAGGUGUUGUUUUGUGCAAUAUACAGCCCCAGGUAGGGAGGGGAGAGUAUGAGGAGGGUGACUGGCAGCUUCUCCUCCAGACUCCUAGCCCCGAGGUGCUGAUGGAGAUGCUCAAGGCCAGCAAGCCCCUCAGGCCAGCACUUCGCUUGCAGAAGCCAUCCAUUCACUCCUGGGGUGCAGGGCACGCAAGAGAGCUUCCCAUUGCUUCUGCUCUCCUCAGAGGUCCCGGGCUGGAUGGAGGCUGGUACUUACCCACCCCUUUUAGCUUUUAGGGAUUAAGGAAGGGUCAAGCCAGCCACUGCUGUGGCCCUGCCCAGGGCUUGGUUGAGGGAACGGCUUCUGGCUGUAUGGCUGCAUGUGACAAGCCACGUCCCCUCCCACCUCUCCCCAAACCCCUGCAUCCCUGUAUUCACACGGGUCACUCUGACUCAGACAGGUACUAUUCGUAGGCAGUGUAGACAGCAGGAGGAGCACCGGGCUUGGGCUUCCUCUGAGCCGUGAUGCCAAAGGUUGCGACUCCUGACUCUGGAUAAUUUUUAGUUGCUCUUUGUUUUCUCUGCCGCACUUUCCUGGUGCCCCACGCUUUUCUCUCUUCCUUCCCCUCUCAUUCUCCCUCUAAUGUGUGGUGCUUUGGUGAGCAAACCCUCAGCAGUCCUGACCUUCGGGUGACCAGGUGCUUGUGACCUACAAGUCAGAGUCCUCUCUCACAGUCGGCCACUGGAUUUCCCUCACUGGCUCUCAGGAGUGUGACCAGAGUAGACUUGGGGCAUGGCCAUUGGGGUCAUAUGUUUAUUUUUCAUUGUGUUUUGUGACCUCAGCAGGGUGGGGGUCUUCCUCCUUACUCUAAGCUAAAUCUAGGUGAGGUUUCCCCUUAGGGAGCCCAGCUAUUUACAAAGUACACACGAGGGAGCAGGCUGGUCAUUGACUUCGGGCUGGACCGUUGCCCUCUGAGCAGAGAACAGACCCAUUUCUGGGAGCUGCCCGAGAUCACUGGAGAAGGCAGCCAGCAGCAGCUGCACUGGAACAGUCAGAGCAGGGAGCCUCUUCCUCAACCCAGCUUUUUGUCAUUCACUUCCUUUUGUUCUCUCUCUGGUCACUGCCCUUACCUGACCCUCACAGAAAGAGAGCUCUGAGCAGGUGAGGGGGUCUGCGGUGGCUCCUGUCUUCCCUGCAGCAGGGAAGGAGGGCCGUGUGGUGCUUUGCUAGAUAGGACGGUUUUUGCAAAGCACCUGGAGAUGUUUGCUGGGAGAUAGACUCCCACUCCACAAAGGUGCUGGGUGGCUCUCCGGACAGGAGCUGGCCUGACUCUCACUCCUCUGAGGCUUUCCUGGGGCCUCCUCCCAUCCUGCCAUGAGCAAUUGUUUGCUCUUGAAAACCUCACUGCAAGGCUGAGGCUGAGCUUCUGAUUCACCACCCCAGGGCCUCCUUAUAGUUCUCUGCACACAAUAGGUGCUUCUUGGAUGUUCUUGGGUUUGGAAAUAAGUGGAAAAUACGGGAUGUACCCCUGGGGGAAAAGCCUGGGUUGGGUUUAGAAAGAUCUCAGGAAAAUGAGUUUCUCUUCCCUCAGGGUGGCUGUGAUACAGGUUCCCCAUGUCCUUGCCGUGGGUCAUCCUUGCUGUGGGUCAUCCUUGCUGUGGAGAUCCAUUCCCCACCUUUCCUGUGGCCCAACCUUUUAUUUAAAUGUGCUACCCUCUGCCUCAAGGCUUGGUUCCUGGAAAGUAAAGGUGAAAACAUCCCCUUUCACCCCUCUGCAAAACAAACAAGCAACAUCCUCAAAACCCAACCCCAUGCCUCACAGAGCUUCCUGUGGCUUCUCCAGCCUUUCUCCCUCACAUCAGGAGGUAGAUAGCUCUGAAAUGACAGCGCCACAGCCAUAGUGACUGCAUGAGCCAUCUGAACCUGCAGUCCACCCUCCCUGGAACCACACCAGAAAGAGACCUGGGUUGUCGUUUUCUUGCUUUUUGUUUUGUUUUGUUUUAUUAUUUUCAUAUCACCUCCAUCCCAUAAAGUUGUACUGUGAACUGGAAGAUGGUGGAAUGUUUUGGAAUUUGAUAGACUUUCGGCAACCAGUUCUACUAAUGCUUCACUCCUGGCUCUGUUCAGGGAGGCUGCCCAGGAGGAAGACUGGCCAUUAUGCAUCCCCUUUUCUUUCCAGUGCCCAGUAUGCUGUUUUGAGGUGUCAAAUACAAAUAAAUCUGGGCUUAGGGAAGGAGAGACCUUAUUCCAAAGCACGAUUGCAGAAGGGGAAAGGGAAUAUUGCAAAAGGGAGAGGAAGGGGCCUUAUGGGAAUAGUGAAAAGGCUCAGACCGACCGAUGGCAAGAUCUGCAAGCGUCUCAAAGCCCAGGCAGAAAAGGACUUUUCUUUUAUUGGAAGAAGUAAACAUGGCUAGAAAGAACCACGUUCAGGGAAUGACGUUGUGCCCAGCCUUUUUUUUUUUUUUUUUUUUUUUGUCUCCAGGGGAGGGGCUGUUUGCUGGCUCAGGCUGAGGAUGGCCCAAAGUCCAGGGUCUGGUGGGGAGGAGGGAAGCUUAACUCAAGUUUGGGUUAGUGAGUUAGCAAGCUCUUUGUGCAGAUGGGGAUGUAGGUAAAUCUUUUUAAAAGUGAAAUUAACCUCCUGCCAAUUUUACAACCCAAGAAUUUUUUUUUAAGGGCCUUGGAGCCAUCUCUAAAACAAACCUCAAGGGAUUUAGUGCCCUGUCUCCCUGUCUCUAGAAGCCUUAGCCUGGGCACCUGGCUCAAUCUUGUAACUGCCUGCUAGCCAUAGAUUCCUUUCAGCCUUGCUGACUUCUCCCUAUAAAAGUAAAGCCUUUUUCUGCCCCAGCUCUGAGACACUUGCAGAUCUUAAGGUCUGAGACUUGCUGAUUUUCUGGUUGGAGUGUUUUUUUGUAUUGCCAUAGUCCCUUCCCCCUGAAGCAAUAGCCCCUCCCCACCUCCUGCAAUACGCCUUUCCAAUCUUUAUUGGAAGUCUCUCCCUGCCUACUUCCUAAUUUAUUCUUAUUUGACAGAGGGUAUGGAAGACUUGCAAUUUGAAAACUGGGGACCAGUUCCAAAGUCAGUAAUUGUGUUAACCACGUGUAUAACAGCUCUGCUGGACACCCAAGAAAGCCAUGGGAACGCCAACUGGAAAGGUCCCCUUCCCCAGGGGAGCCUGCGAAGGAGAGGUUCUGUAGAAUCCAAGCCCACAUUUCCAAAGUCACCCCCAACGCGUCCUCUCACACCGUCCACUGUGCGUUUGUAUGUGUCUGGGAUCCAGGGCAAUGUGAAUUUUCUUUUUAUUUGGGAGAUUGUUCACGGAAAACAGAUCUUCUUCUCUCUUGUCCACCUAUUAAUUGUUUACAAUAUUUGUACAUCUAUGCAAAAUACUUGAAUGGGCCAUGGUGCCUUUUUUCCUUGUUAGUAUUUAAUUAAAAAUGAAUUGUUUGUCAUUUGCAAUGUUA
Homo sapiens (human) is the source of this 7285-nucleotide messenger RNA. RefSeq names its product ADAM metallopeptidase domain 19 (gene ADAM19). Gene Ontology annotation, cellular component: membrane. Lineage: Eukaryota; Metazoa; Chordata; Mammalia; Primates; Hominidae. The record is from RefSeq and is a predicted model, not a curated record. Bases 1685 to 3640 code for a protein of 651 amino acids. Gene Ontology annotation, biological process: proteolysis. The transcript has 16 exons. Gene Ontology annotation, molecular function: metalloendopeptidase activity; metallopeptidase activity.